This is a messenger RNA of Clonostachys byssicola, 363 nucleotides long. Lineage: Eukaryota; Fungi; Ascomycota; Sordariomycetes; Hypocreales; Bionectriaceae. The record is from the annotation of a GenBank genome assembly.
AUGACACUCUCAGUUAUUGUCAUGUUCGGAUUAUUCUUCAACGUGGGAGGCAUGAUCUGGAAGUUUUAUGUUUUCGCGGCGUUCUGGGGCUUUGUUUAUGGCGCGGUCCUUAUGAUGAUAUCCGUGCUUGUUCGAGAGCAGUGCAAUCACGAAGAGUUUGGGCGGUAUCUCAGCGCCUGUCAUGUUGCCCUGAGCAUUGCUGGCCUGGUGUGUGUGCCUCUCAGUGCUCAGAUGCUGGCCUCUUUCGGCCCCCAGAUGGAUGUCAUAUUCUUCGGAAUUCUCUGCACCGUCAGUUUGCUUUUCAUGAUACUCACCAGAUGGGCCUUCCUGGAUUACAAGUGGAGCUGGACCUCAAAGGUUUAG